CUUUGGGGGAUCCCAAAUGUCGAAAAUCAUCCACCAAUAACUGAUUUCCGCUGCGAAAUUGGUUUUAUAAUUUGAUAUUAUAAAUGUAAGCAACAGAUUCCUAUUUUACUUUUAAAUAUAUUUUCCUUUUAAACAUUAAAAAAUAUAUGUAUCGUGAAGAAUCCCUUUUUUUUUUACAAUAAUUUCAUUUUUAUUUUUCCAGUGUGUCUUGGAGAGGGUAUGGCAGUGGCCAUUUAACGCAUUCACUUUGGACACCGCUACUGGUGGACGAUCGUUACCGGUUCUAUGUGUUCACUUAUUUCACUGGUACGGGCUCAUGGACCACUUCAGUUUAGACGUCGUAAGGAUCUGGAAAUUUUUUAUUACAAAAUUUAUUUUGAACCGUGCGCAGCUCUAGUCGAAGAAGGAUAUCACAGUACCAACCCCUACCAUAACGCCAUCCACGCGACGGAUGUCACCCAGGCGAUGCACUGCUUCCUUCAAGAGCAAAAGAUUCGAGAGCACCUGACUCCAGCGGAGGUGAUGUGCGCACUCAUCGCCGCUGUGACGCACGACUUGGACCACCCUGGGGUGAACCAGCCCUUCCUUAUCGCAACCUCCAACCACCUAGCUGCCCUCUACCAGAAUACAUCAGUACUUGAAAACCACCACUGGAGGUCAGCUAUCGGCUGCCUUCUAGAGAGCCACCUCGCUGAGCAGGUGUCAGCGCUGAGACCUGACCUUGAGAAGCAGAUCAGCUCCCUUAUUCUGGCUACAGAUAUAACUCGUCAGCAAGAAUUUUUGACUCGCUUCAAGAAAUAUUUAGAUGAUGGUAACCUUAAUAUGGAAGACAAAGAAGACAGGCAUUUUAUACUUCAAAUCGCUUUGAAGUGUGCUGACAUCUCGAAUCCUUGCCGACCGUGGGAAGUCAGUAAAAAGUGGUCGCAGAAAGUUUGUGAAGAAUUUUUCAGGCAAGGAGAUUACGAGCGACAGUUAAAUUUGCCUGUGACUCCUAUAUGUGAUCGUCAGUCAAUUUCUGUACCUAAGAUACAAGCAGGUUUCUUCAAAUUUGUUGUGGCACCUCUGUUCGAGGAAUGGCACAGGUUCUUAGACACAUCAUUGUCCAAGAGUAUGAUGAAAUACUUACGAGAAAAUCAGGCAAGAUGGGAAGCUGAAGUUGUAGAAGAAACAAAGACUGACAUAUCUGAAGAAACUGAAGAACUGCCUGAAGUAAUUGAAGAGAAACUGCCAAAAAGAAGACAUUCUGUACCUCUCAGCCAAAGGUUUGGAGCACCAGGAACUAGUCACAGGCGGGAAAGCCUUCCAGAGCAGAGGAGAAGGCUAACAUUAGGUCCAAUCCUUCAGUUUCAAGAGGAUGAAGAAAUAUCAAUACUGUCUUCUCCAAGUCUCCGCUCAUCAGAUAGCAAUUCUGAUGAGAAGCCUGUUUCAGCAGAAAACCUACUCCCUGAUGUUUCAAUAGCAUCUAUCACGAGCAGUGGAAAUGUGCAGAGGUUAAUGUUGGCCCCUCCACGCCUAACGCGUCAACAAACUUUUCCACCUGUACAACCUUAUGUUAGGGCUCGCUAUAUGUCAACCACUGCAGAGAUACUUCAGGGUAGCAUCUCUUCAUCCUCGGGAUCAUCAACAGACAUUGAACCUAAGCCACUUAUAAGGGAAAAAGAGAACGUUGAUCCUGAUUCUGUCUUUAAAACUCAAAAAACAAUUAUUAAGCCUCAGUUUCCUCAGUUGGUGUGCAAGCAACGCCGUGGAUCUGCCCCAGUGAGCCUGACACCAAGCGAAGCGCUACCAGCCCGAAGUGCUCGACGUGGUUCAGUUCCAGCUGAUCCAACCAGCAUCCACAGGCAAAGUGUUCUGAAACCUUUGGUCGGGAAAGAAAAUUCCGGAAGGCUCUCAAGUGACAGGCCCACUCCAACACCUUUAGUCCAAGGGCCAGAUGAGGAGAGGAGACGACGGCGAUCUAAGAAGAUAUUGCGACGUAGGAGUUCAGGAGGCCCGGAAACUUUCAGGUCAAUCAAGGAACAAUCAGGGCGACGUAGGGGCUCUCUUCCUAUAGAAGUACUAUCUUCAUCGUUAUCUGGUAGGAACAGCUCAACAAAAGAGAACAUGAGGCAUUAAGGACCUAGUAGAAGGUGUUUUGUGAAUCAAUUAAUCAGCACCUCACAAACUUUAUGUGAGAGACUGCAAAAUUGUGAUAAAUUUAUUCGCAGCAAAAAGCACAAACUGAAAGAAAUCAUUCCUCGUGUUUCAUUUUUGGUUUUCGAUUUAUUUUUUAUUAAGUGAACUAUUCUUUAUAUGCCAUAUGAAUAUCUUGUAUUAUUAUUCCUGUCUGUGGUAAUAAGUGUAAAUGAUAAAAAGUAAAAAAAACAACAAAAAAUAUAAACUAUAAAGGCUCAGCCAAGUGUUAAGACAUAUAUUGUGACUAUAUAUUUAUUAUUGUUCUUAGAUAUUUCAUAUUAUAAGGAUUAGUUAUGAUAUGAAGUCAUUGUGUUCAAAAUUAAAAAUACUAUUUAUACUUAAUGUUUAAGGAAUAAUUAUGGAGAUCUGAUCAUAAAGCAGUAAAACCUUCCUAUAAGGUUUCCUAUUAAAGAGGCACAAAGGGAGUUUAAUCACUUAAUUAUGAUUUUCUAACAAGAUGGUUGUUGUGCCUAAACAAUGAAUUAAUAUUACUCCAUUGGAGUAUCAAAUGUUAAAGUGUUAGUUACUGUGAAUAUUUUUUAUAUAUCGUGAUAAUGUAUUUCUUCCGUUCAAUUUAUUUAAUUUUUAAGAUUUUUUUUUUAAUUAAUGAUUUGUAUAUUCGAGGAAUUAAAUUUAAAUUUAUGAAAUUUCUAUGGCAAUAAUGUUUCGGCAGUGCAAUUCCAGUUCUUUGUUAGAGAUAGGCUACAGCUGUAUCUAGUCAGUACAAAGGAAGGCUGGGCCGAAGAUGAUAAACUCCUUAUCACCAUCUUGUUACCCCAUUGAAAAUGUGUUCAACCAGCCCUGGACUUUGGGGCACGACUGUGAGGAGGGCUCAUGGUUAACAAGAAGCUCAUGAGAUAAAGAGCUCUUCUAAUUUAGCUUUCUCUCAAAAGAUGUUGUAAAUAUGUCUUUUAUAUAUGUAAUUGUGUCUAUUAAAUCUACUUCUUAGUAAUAUAUAUAUAUAUAUAUAUAUAUAUAUAUAUAUAUAUAUAUAAAGUUGAGGUGCAAGCAUGCGUUCAUACCAGAUUACGCGUUUUCUUAUUUCAUCUUUCUAUAUAGAAAAAAAAGAUAAUAAACAAAAUAUAAAAAUAUAUGUAUGACCUAGUAUGACGUAGUAUAAUCUUUUCUUUUAUUUUAUUUUUUAUGGGACAUAUUUCAUUUUGAGGUACAAAAUAUUUAUUUAUAUGUAUAAAUGUUGAUAAACUCAACCUUUUUUUAUAAGACUGAGUGACAUUAUCAUUGUCAACAGGGUCGAGUCGAUAAGUAUUCAGCACAAUAUCAAGAAGUAAUAUUCUUUCAGAUUUUUUUUUUUUUUUUUUAGUUAAACUUAAUUUUAAAUUAAAUACUCGAAUUAUAAUUAUUAUGGUUUUUAUUAAUUAGGAUUACACACUCUUAGAAAUGUUUAUUUAUAUAAUUUUUUUUUAGUUGUACUUACUUUUAUAAAUAUUUACAAGAAAUCUAUAUGGGUAAAGGAAAAAAAAAAAAAAAAAACUAGAAAGUAUAAAAACACUAUUGUAGCCUCAUAAGUUGAAUCAAUUAUUUCCUUUGCUGGUAAUAUUCCAGAAUAUUGGUUCCUGUUGCAGUACACAUGAAGUAUAGCUUACCAGCAAUUGGUAUAAAUUUAUUUUGAUAAUAUUAUGAGCCUUCCGUCAUUGAUAAAUAAUUUUUUAAUUGUAACCCCACCAUUACGAUUAAGGAUUGUUAGAAUUGAAAGUAAAAUAAAAUCAGUUGUCUUCAUAUAAAAAGAGCCUAGAAGAUAUAUUCUUGUCUCUUCAGAAAACAGAUACAGACAGUUAGGAUUUAAAUUAAACUAAUAAGGCGCAAAUAAUGUUUGAAACCUUCAGAUAAGAUUGUCUUAAAAUGUAAAUAAUCCUCUUAGAGGGUCCUUGUAAAUUGAGAUUGACGGAUUAAAUAAUAAUUAACUCCCCAGCACUACAGGCCAGCAUGACCCUUUGGUGUCCUGAUUUUCUCUUCUCCACUUUUCUCUGUCCUUGCUUCUCUCUUCCAAUUUCUGACUCCUAGCUUCAUUACACCUCUCUCCACUACAUGGUUCCAGCUGCUUCUUGACCUUCCUCUUUUAUUCUUCCCAUAGAAGUACGCUUCUAAUAUUUUCUUCUGCACCUGUCCAUUAUCAGUUCUUACAACAUGUCUUGCCCAUAUCAGCCUACUUGCUUUAAUAUAGUUAAUAAUGUUAUGAUUCUCUAAUAUAGCCUCGAUUUCAUUGUUGCUCUUAAUUUUCCACUCACUAUUAACUCUUUUAGCACGGUAAAUCUGUAUAUAUAUUUUACUUUCAAAUACUUCAAGUUUACGUCAAUCCUCUAGCGACAAACACCAGGUUUCCGCUCCAUAGGUGACUGCUAAUCUAAUAAGAGUUUUAUAUAGCUUUAAUUUUGUAGCUUUUGACAACAAUUGAUACUUGAGAAGUUUAAGAUUUGCAUAGUAGGCUCCAUUUCCAGCCAUUAUUCUGUCACUGAUUUUUUUUAUGAUGAAAUUUUCUUUAUUCAGGGCAGAACCGAGAAACACAAAUGUGGGUACAUUUUCAAACCUAAAAUUCCUUAUCUUGAUGUAGCUGUAUACUUUUACUUGCUGUCAAGUAAAGGUUUAAGUAUUUAGUUUUGUUUUCAUUGACUACAAGCCCUACCUUUUUGCCAUUUUUGUAUAUUAUUUCAAAUGCCCCUUUAAGUGCCUUUUCAGUUGUGGCAGCAAUCAUUAGGUCAUCAGCAUAGACACAAAUUUGCCAUGUCUUAUCAACUAUAGUGCCUUUUUUAGCUGCAUCAUUCACAGCAGAAUGCAAACCUAUGUUGAAUAGCAUUGCUGAUAAGACAUAUUCUUGACGCAUUCCAGAUUGUACCUUAAACAACCGACCAACUUUAUUUCCAGGAACAACUUUCUAUGGUCAUGCAUAUUAAAUGAAUUAAUGUAUGCGAUACUCCAUUUUUUUAUUAAAAUUUUUAACUUAGCUGAUCUCUUCAUGCUAUCGAAUGCCUGCUUAUAGUCAACAAAUAAUAAGUGCAGAUCAAUAUCAUAUUUAUAGUACUUUUCCAUCAUUUGUCUAAUAACAAAAAUCUAUACUACCUCUGCCAGCUCUAAAACCAUAUUAGUAAUCUAUUAAAAUUUCUUCAGAAAAUUUCACAGCCUUUUUAAUAUUAUGCAGGACUCCUAAUAGGGUUAUUCCUCUAUAAUUUGCGCACUGAUCCUUGAUUAAAUACUGCUUUAUUUUAUUUUCAACAAAAACAAUUCCAAAUGAAUAAAAGUGAAACAAAAAAUAAAGAAAAGAAAGCAAGAAUAAAAUAUAGAAAACGGAAAUAUCUUGAAAUUGAUACAGGUAUUUGAUUUAACACUAGAAUGGUAAACCUCAAUGUCAGUAAUUUAUUGAUAAAUCUUCAUCGUUUCGACUACUAGAGUUAAAAUAUCUUUUUAGAGAGUAUUAAAAGAAACAAUAUGAAAUAAUGAUGAUUGUAUUAUGUUGAUAAUGUAAUAAUGAUCAUAUAAAGUUUAUUAUAUUAUCAUAUAAUAAUAAUCUUUAUAUAUUUUAGUACAGAAAUUGUAAAACAUAAAUCAAUGCAGUUUUCAAUAAUCAAUUUCAUAGUUAAAAUUUCAAAACUUAUUAGUUUGAAUUUGUAUGAUUUUUACUUCAUUAGUUUAUGAAGUAAUAUGGAAAAUGUCGAAUAAUAUUAAAAUGACACAAAUUUAUAUUUUUUAAUCAUUUAUUUUUAGCAUUGAAAAAAUUAAUUAUAUGAUAAGAAGUUUGGCUUAAUUGUAUGAUUUUAGUGUUUUGAAUUCCACUAAUUAAAAUUUAUUUCAAUAAGUUAUAGAUCGAGAUAGAUUACAGAUCGGCUCUCUUCAAAAAUGAUACUAUAAAAAUUGUUGCAGAUUAAUAAAAUAAGCCAAAUUUUAUUUAAAAUAUAAAUACAAUUUGUGAAUAAUGAAUGAAUAGUUAUGGAAAAAUAAAUCAAUAAUAUCAUACUAAUAUUAGAUAUCUUGGAUUAAAAUCCCUCAUAUAGAAGCCUUGUUAAUAAACCUUAGUCAAAAUUAUUAAAAUAUUUUACUUGUAAUAAUAAAUCUUCGCCAAAUUGAAAGAGUUUAUUUUGUUUAGACAUACUACAUUAGAAAUAGAAAAUCGUGAUUCUUCAUUUUGUGUGGUUCAAGGAAUACUGAGUUCCCGGAGGUUGGCUUUGUCAAUUUAAUAAAGAUUUACCAUUCUAAGUUUAAUAAAAGCAAGGAAUGAUAUAAAGAAAACUCAUUUUAUUCUUUGAAAUCCAUAUCAAGAUAUCUGUAGUAACAGUCCAAAAUUGUUAUUGAGAAUUCGCUUUUUUAUAUUAAUAUUGUUAUCAAGUUGUGUGCUGUAAAACAGAAGCCAAUAUUAAAAAAAAAUUAAAUUAUUAAUUUUCCAGAGGAUAUAAAAUCUAUACUUUUUUCUUUGUUGUUCUCAGUAUUACCCAAUGUAUUAUUUAUAGAUUAUUUUAAAAUUGAAUGAGAUUCUAAAUUGUUACACUCUUAUAUUAAGUUCUGAUGAGAACUAAUGAAACUUAAAAUUGUGAAGUGUAUUUUAUUCUUUAAUGACUAUUACAUAUUUUGAAGCAACAGUGAACUAAUUUUUUUCAUAAUAUAGGGACCAUGUGAUAUUGAAUGCACAUGAAGUUUUAAAACAUCAUAGUUUUAUUACUAUUUGAUUGGUGAAGAAAUUGAUACACUUUAUUGCAUAUCAUCAUCAAUAUUGAAAGGAUUAGUAAUUAUAUUGUUGCAUUUUGUUUUUCUGAUUUCUGGGUUUCUCUUUGAAAGGAUGGAAUUGAAUAACUGCAGUCCCUUUAAUACUUACCUUUAAAUAUACAGUUAAACCUCGAUUAAUUGGACUUAAAAAACAGAGUGAAGUUAGUAACAAUGAAAAAAAAAGUUAUAAAAAAUAAACCUAAUUAGUAACUAAAUUUAAACUUACAAGAUAAUAACUAAUUACUAUAAGCUGAGCAGUAAGUCACGAAUGGUUGUAAUCAACAUAAUGAAAUUAGGGAAGGAACAAUUAUGUUAUUCAGAAUUGAGAAAAUAAAAGAAAAAACCUUUAUGAAUUUCAGACAACUCAUCUGUGGUUAUCAACCAGUACAGUACUUAGCAAAAACUACAGAAUUAAAAGGUUACUAAACAAGUUGACAAGCCCUACAAAUAAAAGUAUUGAUGCUUUGAUUUUCAUCAAUUUGAUUUAUUUGAUUUGAUCAAAUAAUAUUUCUGGCCUCGUGUGUUCUUUAUUCAUUUUCUUUUUCAUUUAUCAUUUCGAGAUGUAUAAAAUUAUUUUAGUAAUCAAACACAACCUAAGUCAGGAGUUCCAACUCUAUGACUUUCGGCACCAUUUUGCCCUUGGGAUUUCACCUAUCCCCAUUUUACCUAACCUAACCAACAGGGGUCAUAAGGGCUGUCAUAAAUGCAUUAUGUAGGAGUUUUUUUAAAUAAAAUAUCUAAUAAGUAAUUCAUUGGAAAUAUAAUCAUGUUUAUUUGAAAAUAGUCAUUUAUUGAAAUAAUAGCAUUUGAAAAAUAUUUUCCACUCAAUAUUCAUCAUUAUUUUACUUUUCUUAUUCUUCUUUUUUUUUCUUUUUUUUUUUUGUAAUUUCGCAUCCAACAUCUAUUUAAUCACCAGUUAUGUGCUGGUAUGUCUGUCAAAUUAUUGUAUUAUAAUCAUAUUCUCCAAAUUAACAACCAAUGAACAAUGAAAUAAAGUGUAUCACAUUAUCUUAAGGAUUUUUAUUAAAUAUAAAGAAAUUUUAUAUUUUGUAUUCAUUUCCAAUUAUUAUUAAAUAAUUAUUUAUUUUAUAUAAGAAUAUAAGCAAUACCUUAUUACAUCUUAAUAUUAUUCUUUUUUAUUAUUAUUAACAAUUUUUAAGAAUGACAAAUCUCUGAAAAAACACAAAUUGGUGCCCGUCACUUGACUAUUAACUUACAAAUGUGUCCUUAAGUGCAAAAGGGGAAUCCUGACUUAAGUUAGAUAAAUCAAUUUAACCUUUAUAGAAGACAUCUAUUGAUGAAAGUGCAAAACUAAUUAAUUACUGAAUAAAUAAUAAAAAAACUUAUUUUUCCAUUUUGCCAUACAUUAUAAUUAAAUUUUAGGGAGGAAAUGGGGUUAUAUAGCAAAAAAUAAAAUGAAUGGUUACAUUCUCCUCUGUACAUUUAAUUAACUUCAUGAAAUUGAGGUUUCACUGUACAUAUACAUAUUUGUACAAAGCUUGCAUCUUUAGUUUGAAAUUCAGUAAGUGAUAUAUCAAAUUUCAGUUGUUCCUAAAAAAACUAUAUUUGCAUAUUUGCUUCUAAUCGCAACGAUUCUGAUUUGAAAUUGCGUUAUCUGACAAUCUUAUUACAGCAAUAUUUAUAAUCAACAUUGGUUAGUUAAGAGUAUGAACAUAAUUGAAUAAAUCCAUUCAAGUUAAACCCAGCAACAGUGGACUAUCAAUAUACAGGGAAAAAUAACCUGGAAAAGUUGACCAAAAAGAUUUAAAAAAAUAAAAAGUAAGUUUAAAAAUAUUGAAGACAAAAUGUUUAAAAAAAAAAAAAGAAAAAAAAAAUUAAAACGUCCUAUACAUAUACGCUUAACUAUCUUCCCUAAAAAAUUCUCCUCGUGUUGUGGAUCAAUGUUAGGUGUUUUGCUAUAUAUGUGCAUGACAAUUGAAUGUUAAUUGAAAUCAUUAUAGAAAUUAUGUCAAUACAUGUUACAUUUUCUUUGUUUUAACCAGUCACUUUUUUUACCUAUUUACUUUUACUUCAGUUUGGAUGUCUGUACUUUAGAGACUAAUGGACCCUAUAUUAUUUAUUAUUAUUUUUAAUAUAGUUUUUUAUUUAUGAAAUAUGUCAAGUUGGCACCUUAAUCAUUUUUAUUUUUGGAAUUAAAAAAAAAAGUUCGAUAGACUUCAGGAAAAUAAUUUGCUUGUAGUACUAUAACAUAAUAAGUAGAAGCUUUAUAUAUAUAUAUAUAUAUAUAUAUAUAUAUAUAUAUAUAUAUAUAUAUAUAUAUAUAUAUAUAUAUAUAUAUAUAUAUAUAUAUAUAUUUAGUACAUAUAUAUAUAUUUAAUACAAAUAUCCAACUCACACACAUAAACUCUUUUUUUUGUCUUUUGUGGGUGUACAGGUAAAAAUGUCAACUUAUGGUGCCAGCUCAUAUGUAACAAAGCAUGUCAAUUUUCAGGGAUCCAUUCAAGCCAUUAUUUUUAUAAUACUUUUGUUGAGGCUUGCUGAUUAUAAUUGUAUUAUUUUCUAUUUUAUAAUAUCAAUGGUCAAUUGUACAAUAAAUUUACAUACUUUACUUUUUCUCGAGCCUCAUAUUCCUCCCCAAAGUACAUCAAUUGGUAGUAUAUAUAUAUUUAUUAAACUUAAUUUUGUUUGUUAAAAAAAAAAAAUAAAAAAAAAAACAAGAAGAAAAUAAUAUGAAGGGGAAGUGUUUCUAAAUAGAUCAUUUUGUUAUUAACUAAUAAGUUAUUAAAACUGUGGUUUGAUUAAUCUCCUUUUUGUUAUUUUUUACCAAUUCUGUUCUAAAAAUGUCAGAUAAUUUACUUGAUAAUAAAAUAAUUAUUUCAGUUUUUCUAAUACAUCGUCAAGUGAUAUGGAGCUUCUUGGAAGUAAAAAGGCUGACAGAGGAACUUUUUAACUAUCUUCUAAGGUAAGGUGAUCAGAUAUACCAACCACUUUUGGCGGGACAAUUCCAAUUUUUAACUAUUUGUUCCAUGUCCUGUAGCGUUUUGAAAAAGUUCAGAUUAUCCGCAAGAAUGCACGACAAGCAAGGGAAUGGGAUGAGAAUAUAUGGUUUUUGGCGGCCAUGUAGCUAUUUUGCCAGAAUAUGGGUUUUUGAUUUUGUAAUGUUAAAAGUUAAUAAGAAUGAAUAAUUGUUAAG
Molecule: messenger RNA, 10039 nt
Organism: Nezara viridula (southern green stink bug)
Lineage: Eukaryota; Metazoa; Arthropoda; Insecta; Hemiptera; Pentatomidae
Source: the annotation of a GenBank genome assembly